This is a messenger RNA of Moneuplotes crassus, 956 nucleotides long. The record is from the annotation of a GenBank genome assembly. NCBI's taxonomy places the organism in Eukaryota, Ciliophora, Spirotrichea, Euplotida, Euplotidae.
GCGAGAUGCUGAGUAUUGUGCAUGAGGAAUCUACGAUUUUUGAGGAAGAAAAGGAGAACAAUUUGAAUAGGGAUCUGCACUUUGAUAGUUGUAAUCUUUCUAAUUUAAGUCAAAAAUUGGCACAGAAGUUGAGCAAGCAAAAAAAUUGAGCAUCGAGGAAGAAGCCCAGGGAGAUUAUUAUCAAUAAUAGCUCAAUUUUUGAUUUGCAAGGAGAGAAACCUCUAAAGCAACUUAAGAGAACAAAAUCACCGAAGAAUGAGGCUAUCCUUAAUAUUCCAAAAGACAUUGAACUCAAGUUAAAACAAAGGAAAUCAAGAAAAAUCGCUCCACUGGAAGUGAAAAGGAGAAUAAUACUAUCCAAAAAACAGAGGGCUCUAUCUCCUGACACAGGGAGUAAAUUCUUCAUCAAAAGAAACAAGAGCUCUCGUAAUUGCAAGUCUCCUACCCCCUGAAUCCAAAGAAGCUUUUCAAAAGCUCUUCAGACUCAUAAGAAUGCUAAUCUAGGCACAAAUCUUAAAAUUCUUGAUAUAAACAACUCUCAGAUGGUUUUCUGCUCCCCAAAGAAAUCCUUGGCUGUACAGAAUGAAAGUCUUCCAGUGAUCCCCAGAUUUAACGACACUACUAACACAGAAUCGACUAAGGACAACUCUUCUCCUUCUCCAUGAUCUCCAUUGAAAAGGAAGCAGAGAGGCAAGAAUCUCUCAUUCCAUUUGAACUCCAAAAAUUGUGUCUACUUGAAGCCACUCAGGAUAAGCAAAAAGCCUAGCACUGCUCUUAAGAAGAAGAGAACUUUCAAUGAGAGUGUAUUUUCCAAAGCUAGGAGAGAAAUGAAGUUCUAAGGAUCUUAGUCUGGAAAAAGAUUCAUAAAAUCCAUUACCCAACAUUUGAUGGUGAAGUGAUGAAUCUUUUGCUAGUCCAACUGUGAUGACUUGAUUAAUAACUUUAUACUAUCUUUG